Molecule: messenger RNA, 3508 nt
Organism: Bombus pyrosoma
Lineage: Eukaryota; Metazoa; Arthropoda; Insecta; Hymenoptera; Apidae
Gene: dila
Product: centrosomal protein of 131 kDa
Biological process (GO): intraciliary transport involved in cilium assembly; cilium assembly; regulation of centrosome duplication
Cellular component (GO): centriolar satellite
Source: RefSeq, a predicted model, not a curated record
UCGCCCUCGCCCUCGCCCUCGCCCUCGCCCUCGCCCUCACCCUCACCCUCACCCUCACCCUCGGCUCUCUUUCUCACCACGAGUUCACCCGCAGCAACCUCGCCCCACGCGCGCCACUCUCUUCCGACUGACGACCACUAUCUCCUCGUGUUCCCUACGAUCUAUUCCCACUUCGCCAGGUCGCCCCAAACGGUGCUGCCUGCACUCUAGCAACCCUUUAGCAAUCACCAGCGCGGUAACGUACGAGCUCUGCAUUACCCUCUGCCCCGUCGAUAUAUUCUUAAACAAAAUACAGCAUAGACACGACGCGCACUGCAUUGUUAUCACGAACUGAAAUUGAAAACACAAAAGUAUUAAAAAAUGAUGCAAAGUGAUGGAAAUAAAACAAAUAAUGCUAAAAAGAACCUAAACACAAAUAUGUGAAAGAUAUAGUAUACGUAGUAUUGACGACGGACAAUUAGCGACAAGGGGAUACGCGCGGCAAUCGCGAUCGCUGCGAGGAAUCAUUUUUUCCCUAUCCAUUCCUACUUUCAUCCACCAUAUAUUUAUUUAUCUUUAUCGUUCAAAUAUUCUUACUGUCGCGUACUAGCUAAAGAUAAAUAUACGCGGCUCACGCAAAUAUUCGUACGCUUGCAGACAUCUUUCGUGAAUAUAUUGCGUACGUUAUACGAAACAUUUGGAAUUUUCAUUAGCACUGUUAUAACAUUUGACUAUCGUGGUUAUAGUCGAGUCGAACCUCGGUAACCUGUAACAGUGACGGAACGUCGAGUAAAGAGUUAAAAUAUUCGAAUUUUAGAGGUUUCGAUUUAUCAAAAUUUCCGGGUAAAGGGAAAUUCGACACGCGGAAGCUUUGUACGAAGGCACAAUUACAUUGACCGUGGUCACCGUGCACGUGGUCGAAGAGCGAAGAAAUAGGUAUAGACGGCUUGUUGUCGUCAUACGUUGUUUGAAACAAUCGUGCAAUAAUUAAAAGAAAGGAGACAAUGCGGAACGAUUGAUCUCUCAUAUCCUAUAUCCAUACACACAGCACAGCUAUAGAUACACUUGGUGUUGCAGAGAUCUGGCUAUCCUAUCCAUUCGAUUUAAAUUCGAGUUAAAUUUAAGAGGUUCGUGUUAUCAGGAUUCGUAUUUGUAUUGGUAAAGUUUGAAACAAAUCGUCUUCCACCAGUUAUUCUAUCCAAAGCAAAAGAGGUGAAGUUUUUUGAUCGCGUUACCUUGACAUUGUCUUGACAACCGCAAACGCACCUAUAAACGAGGGGCGAAAAGCUCUUGGACAGUCAAUACGAUCCUGCUCGAACUUUCAUAACAACGGCAAAUCAUUGUUCCGUAUUUUAUGAUUAACAUCGACCAUCCAAAGAUCCACGGGAAACCACCCGUGAACAAGUCUCUUCCAUCGAAAUAUGUCGAGUCCAGACAAAAGAAACACACAGAGGAGAAUAUUAUGUACGAUAGAAGAGAAAUCAACGAUGAUCCCAAUGUCAUCAUGGAGAAAAUGGGGAAUACAGACUGCAAUCAAAAUUUCGUCGAAUCGACUGCAUGCUCGUUCGAGCAGCUUUGCAGUAUGAUCAGUGAUCUCGAGAAAGACAUUGCCGUGACGAUUCCAGAAAUUGAUCAGUUACAGGUUCGAGAAACAGUACGACCAACAACUUUCUAUCCGUUUGGCUCGAUCCGAUCGAUCAAACUUUCUAAUCAGCUGAAACCAGAGAAAGACGAGUCCGAAGAGAAAUAUGUAGCAAAUGGAACCGUGUACGACGACCUAAUGUCUUUUUUGGCCAAACUCGAAGAGGGUUCUUUGGAUGAUACCAGGAUAAACGUACCACCAGAGGUAGACGCCACCACCAUAUUUGGGGAGAUAUUUGGUAACCUGCAGCCACUGCAUAACAAAACUGUCGUGAACUAUGAUAGCAUUGUUCCAGCCCCUAACGAUAGCCACCAUGCGUUUAAAGAGGAUUUAGCUACGGCACAGUUGCAACUCGAAGAAAAGAACGCUACCAUAUCGCUCUUGAAAGAACAAUUGAAGACGGAAAGGAGGUUGGCUUGCGACAGGUUGGAAGGCCAGAGGAAGAGCAACGCCUCCAAACUGCAGCAACAGGACGAGAAAUACAAGGGGAUAGUUAAGAGACAUCAAAAGUUUAUCGAGCAGCUGAUCUCAGAGAAAACCGAUUUGACCGAGAAAUGCAAUUCGUUGGCGCAGACGGUGAAAGAGAUCGAAAUAAAAAUGCAACGGGAUUUGAAGGUUGCAACAGAGAGGCAUACGGUAGAGUUGCAACGAGCGAAAGAGCAUUUUGCCGCUGCUGAGAAGAUUAAACGGGAGAGAUGGAUAGAGGCCAGAACGACAAAGAUCAAGGAAAUGACUGUGAAAGGUUUGGAACCCGAGUUACGUAAUAUGACGGAGCAACACGCCGAGGAGAUUCAGAAGCUAAGAAAUAUACACACGAAAGAACUACAGGAGACCGAAUUGCGUAUAAUACGGCAUUCUAAUCAACAGCUGGAACAACUGCGUCUAGAAUUGAUGGCCAGUCACGAGAGAAUGUUGGCCAACGAGAAGAAUAUUUUGUGGACCAGAUACCAAGAGCAGCUGGAGCAGCAAGAAAGCCAAUUUAAAGGACAACAAACGAAACUUUUCCAAGAGUUGCAACGCGACAGAGAAAACUUUACCAAGGAACAAGCUAAACGAGAAGCUGAAAUGCAGGCCAGUUUGCGGAAAAAUCAUUCGCAGUAUCAGAGCGAGGUCGAGACACUGAAGCAGCAACACUCGAACGAGAAGAAGACUCUCGAAGAAUCGCUGAAGGCUGAGUGGGAAGCUUGGUUGGUCAAUUACAAGAGAGAACAGAAUUUACGAAUUGAACAAGCCGAGAGUAAGAUAAAAGAGGGGUGUAACAAGGAGAGGGAUCGACAAAUCGAACUUGCUAUCGAACGAUUAGAAAAAGACUUUCGAAACGAAAGAUCGACACUUGAACGAAACGUUGAUUGCAAGCUCAGAUCUUUGAGGGACAAGUACGAAAUGGACUUGCAAACCGCGUUAGAUAACGAACAGCUUCAUAAAACUAAGUUAAUGCAGACGAAGGAUAAACUGGAGAAAACCGAUGUUCAGUUGCAACACGCGCAGAACAAGUUGCAGGAAUACGUAUCCGAGUUGUGUAACGCAAACGAGGUAAUCAAACGGCUAAGUAUGGAAAGGGACAACUCGAAAAAAUUGGCGAGGCAAGAAAUCGAAGGAGAAAAAAGAGAAUUGGAGGAGAAAAUCGCUUCGCUUUAUCAUGAAAUCGCUCGUAUCAAUGCGAAUAGAGACACCUCGAUGGCUCAAUUACACAGCAGAAUUAAACUGAUAAUGACUGAAAAGGUACUGACGAUCAAAAAUUUGACCAAAGAACGUGAUGACGUCAAAUUAAAAUGUCAACAUUUGGAAAAGUUAUUGGACCAACAGAGAAGGGAAUAUAUUUUGAAAACUUUAUAAAUAACAAUGUUGUUGUUGUUGUUUUGUGACUUAUUCGAUCAUAUGUGUAUU